CUUUGCACGUGCACGACAAAUUUGUAAGAUGGAGCAGCAGUUUCCAAUUAUGGACGGUAAUUAUGACUCUAUUGCGGCAUCUUUUGACGAGAGACGGAACCCUAGUUCACAGACGUGGACUAAUGCCCUGAGGAGUGUUCAAAGCGAGGAUGACGUACUACGUGUUGGCUCGGCAUCUUUUGACGAGAGACGGAACCCUAGUUCACAGACGUGGACUAAUGCCCUGAGGAGUGUUCAAAGCGAGGAUGACGUACUACGUGUUGGCUCGGCAUCUUUUGACGAGAGACGGAACCCUAGUUCACAGACGUGGACUAAUGCCCUGAGGAGUGUUCAAAGCGAGGAUGACGUACUACGUGUUGGCUCGGUAAGUGUCUCGUGUUCAUAUUUAUGGCGGGCGUCGUUAGAGAUCCUGCGUUAGAACGUAUUCGUGAUUAGAGAUGUGGUGUUAGCAAUGGCGGAGAGUGUUCAU
Molecule: messenger RNA, 469 nt
Organism: Ornithodoros turicata
Lineage: Eukaryota; Metazoa; Arthropoda; Arachnida; Ixodida; Argasidae
Exons: 5
Coding region: 29-418 (129 amino acids)
Source: RefSeq, a predicted model, not a curated record